AUCGGAUUUAACAGACUUGAGUUUUCACUAUCAAAGAAAGGGCUCUGCUUUGGGUUUUGAUUGUUUGCUUUUUGAAUUGGUAGGUGUUUGAACAAAUAGCCACUUGCUUUUGAAUCAGUUAGAGAGUUCACUUUUCUGCUUCAAUAGAGCUUCUUCUAAAAUUCACAAUGGGGGAACUGUCAAAGAGUAUUAUUAACAGGGAAGAGAUCUCCUCAUCAGUACUACUUAAAGACUUCCCUAGCCAUUAACCACUGUUUGAUUGAAUGUUUCUAAUCGCUUUAAUCGAGUUUCUCAGGGAAGGAGGUAUAACACGGAUCAGCACUCCUCUCAUCUGGACACCACACAAAAUAAGCAUGAGCAGGCCCGAGCAUCCUCAAAUUCUAGUAGAAAUGGUUGCAAUCUUGCUUUGUCUGAAGGAAGGAGAUUAAAGCCUCCUCUCUCCAUUACAGCUCCUGCAAGAGAAUAUGUCUCAUUGGUGGUAACUCUCCUAGUUAACAAAAGCUCUGCCCUGUCCAGAAGGUUGGUGGUAGACUUGAGCUUAUCCGACAAGACGACAGUCACUAUUCCUUUUGGCUUUUUCUGCGAAACAGUAACGGCACAAAAUAUUAUAAUAUUUUGAAACUAAAAAAAAACUAUCAUCAUCAUCAUUCAUCACUCCCAAUGGCGACGAUCGCAGAGCUCUGGAGACUUAUCAGAGAUCAUGGUGAUGAUAAAGAAGAAGUAUGGAUCACACACUAUUCAUCCAACCAUCAGAUACUUCUAGUCGGCGAAGGAGAUUUCUCAUUCUCCUGCACCUUAGCUACUCGCUUCCGCUCUGCUUCCAAUAUAUGCGCUUCCUCUCUCGACACAUACGAUGAUGUGGUGAGAAAGUAUAAGAAGGGAAGAUCAAACCUUGAUACUUUGAAGAGACUUGGAGCUUCCCUCUUACAUGGAGUUGAUGCAACCAAACUCCAACUACAUCCUCAUCUUAACUGCAGAAAAUUUGAUCGUAUCAUCUUCAACUUCCCCCACGCCGGUUUCCACGGCAAGGAGACUGACUCCUCUCUUAUAAAGAAGCACAGAGAACUGGUGUUUGGAUUUCUCCAUGGUGCAAGCCAUAUGGUCAGGGCUGAUGGAGAAGUUCAUGUCUCUCACAAGAACAAACCGCCUUUUUGUCACUGGAAGCUCGAGGAGCUCGCUAGCAAAUGCUCUCUUGCGUUGACACAGUGUGUGGCGUUCGAGAAGAGCGAGUACCCUGGUUACGAGAAUAAGAGAGGAGAUGGGUCUAGAUGUGAUAUGCCUUUCCUUCUGGGAGAAUGCACUACUUUCAAGUUCAGAGUCUCUCGCGUGGCUAAGGAGAUUUAUGCUGAGAAGCUGAAAGGGAGAGAGAUGAAGGAACGUGAAUCAAAAUGUCCCCAAGCACAACAAAAACAGUUACUUAGCCAAAGACCAGCGCUUUCUUUUGGUCUCAGCUAUCACCAAGACCAUAACCUUAGGCAAGUGCAUGAUCCUUUGGCUCAAUCAAGACAACUGAGAACAUCUCCAUUGGAUCCUCGUGGUGAUUGCCGAGAACAUAGAUGUUCACAUUUUGAAGAAGCUAUUGUUAGCUCAAUUCGAGCUGCAACUCAAAGACCAGCAAUCUUUAACCAUGCCCGGUUUCAAGAAAACUCAAUACAGCUGGACCACCCGCUCAGAUACAGUGAAAGAAGCUCUCAUGACUUUCCUUUUCAACCUAGUCACCAACAUUGUAAAGAAGAACGAUUCUUCCUUGAAUGCUCAAGCCGAUUCGAGGGAGUUCCGCUUGAUAUUUAUAUCAGGAGAAUGCAGAGUACGUUAACACAGACGAGCUUUGGUCGUCUGUCCACUGAAGAAUCACAAGAAGGAAGCUUGACUAGGCAAAGCAACCUCAACAUCUACCAACCUCCACGGCUCUGGUGACGACUGAACUUCUUUGAUGGAGGAGACAAACAAGGUGGCUGAAGCUUAGAGUCACUAAAAAUCGCUUAAGAAUUGUAGUUGGCUAUAACUACUGACAAGUACAACUCAAAACCGCAAUGAUCUCAGUCUGGAGAUAUUAUAUUUAAUUUUUGUGUGUGUGAUCUCAGUAUCUAUAAGUUGUUUUGGAGAAUGUUGUAGUGGAAAUGGUGCUGCGAGUCUUGCAACGUGCUUUGUCUUAAAGAGAUUUUUGCAGCGCCUUGUCUUUUUAAAGCUAAAGAAACAUAGGAGGUAGGAUAUCAUAAUGAAGGGAUAAGAGAAAAGGGGAGGAGCAAUUCAUAAUAAAUUGGAAAUUGAAGGAUUACAAACUUAUUGAAGUCAACAUCGUUGGGUCUUCCUCUCCACUCGCCUUUUCUUAUCUAUGGACUCAUUAAGCUUGACGUCAGAUUUUACAGAGUGCUCGAAGCCCUUCCACCGCUUCCAGACUCCCUUUUUAUCUAUAAAUGCAGACUACUGUCAAUACCUAGAGUCAGAGAGAAUCGACUCUUGUUUUCAAAAUCCAAAUAUUUGCCUAAACUUUGCUGAGCCUGAAUCAAAAUGCGAAAGAGCUCAUCCACACAUCCCUCACCAAGCUGCUUCAGAUUAUGAAGCUGGUGACGGUGAUACUGAUGUGGUUGAGGAGGAUAUAAAGGAUGAUGUAGAUAAAACUCAACAAGGAGAAGAAUCUAGACGUGAUGAUGAUGAAGAGACAACGAGUGAGGUUCAGCCCUUCCCUAGGUAUAUGAAAUUGUCAUGUUGUUAUAUUUUGUAAUUCUGUGCAAUGUAAUUUUCCAAGAAGACAAGAUCAAUCUGAACACCCCAUGGACAAGAUCAAUCUGGGGUUUAUUAAGGUUCCAAGAGACUAACUGGACUUUACCAGUAAUAGCAAAGUUGCGUUUCUAAGAACAA
Molecule: messenger RNA, 2862 nt
Organism: Raphanus sativus (radish)
Lineage: Eukaryota; Viridiplantae; Streptophyta; Magnoliopsida; Brassicales; Brassicaceae
Product: heavy metal-associated isoprenylated plant protein 41-like
Exons: 7
Coding region: 661-1917 (418 amino acids)
Biological process (GO): rRNA base methylation
Cellular component (GO): cytoplasm
Molecular function (GO): rRNA (uridine-N3-)-methyltransferase activity
Source: RefSeq, a predicted model, not a curated record